Nomia melanderi (Alkali bee) is the source of this 741-nucleotide messenger RNA. RefSeq lists its product as uncharacterized. Lineage: Eukaryota; Metazoa; Arthropoda; Insecta; Hymenoptera; Halictidae. The record is from RefSeq and is a predicted model, not a curated record.
UGUUCAUAGCUGAAUGUCACUGCAUUAGACAGCAUUAUUUAUAAUAUAGAAAUCUUUUUAAAUAAUCAUAGUUUCACUGGGUGAACUAUAGUAAUCUGAUUCGGUUGGGGUCACCGGUGACCCCCAUGACAUUCAACUUGUUAAGAAUCGUCGAACACGUUGAUGAUUCUUGAAAUUUGAAGGUUUCAAGGGAAAUAGUGGAAUUACUACAGUAGUUGAGUAGUUCUAAUAUUUAGAAAUUUUUGAUUAGACAAAAGAGCGUCAAUUUCGAUAUCUCUCGAUUUUGUUUACGUUCGUAAGGAUCGCCAUGUAAAAGAAAUGUAAUUUUUCUACGCAAAAUUUGUACUCCGCGGGAAAAUUGAAGAUGACCGUGGAGUAUAGUUGUACAUCAUCAUCAUCUACGUUAUCAGAUCAAUCAUCUAUUAGGGAAAACAAAUCUAAGAAUUGCCACAAAUCUUGUUACUAUAUUUGUCUGGGAACUUUGGCACAUACGGUACAUACGCAAAUUCAGAGGAGGUAUAGAAAGAACGAUGACUUAUAUUUAACUGGUUCAAAAUAUGUGGAAGACAUCUAUAAAUGGGUGUACCGAUGCAAGUACAGAGAAUUGCUUGUAAAUGACUUCUUCAAGUCGUUUAUUGCUUCGGUAGUCUUAUUUGCAUUAGGUGCUAAAUUAGCCAGUGAGUUAGCAGCAUGGAAAAUCUCUUGAUAAUGUUAAAGAGAAUAGUAACAUUCUCGAAUGAA